This is a messenger RNA of Sungouiella intermedia, 849 nucleotides long. The record is from the annotation of a GenBank genome assembly. Lineage: Eukaryota; Fungi; Ascomycota; Pichiomycetes; Serinales; Metschnikowiaceae.
AUGCACACCACCUCUGUUACCUCUUCUUACUACGUUCUUCUUCGUCAUGGUAAGUACAUUCAGCAAGCACCUAAAGCGGAAUUAAAGUCACAGUUCUGCUCCAUCACAAACUCCCUGCCCGCCGUGGCUACUAAGUACUUGGAGAAGCACAAGUGGGAUUUGUUACAAGCUCUCCAAACGUUUUACAAUCAGCCAGCGCAAACUGCGGUACCCAAUAAGAAAGUCAGCAAAGAUCUUGAGGCCAUUUUCGACAAGUACAAGGACCCCGAGUCGCCCACAAUAAUUCUGAUCGACGGGACUUUGGCGUACUUGGAAGAUUUGGGGUUUGAUCCCGAGGAUCUCGUAAGUUUGACGUUAGCAUAUGUGUUGAAGUCGCCACAGACGGGUGAAUUCAAUCGAGAUGUCUUUCUAGAAGUGUGGAGCACGCUUGGAAUCUCCUCCAUUCAAGGAAUGAAGAGUCACAUCCUCGCGCAACAUCAAUCCAUUGCUGAUUCUCCAUCUGAGUUUGAGAAGUUCUACCAAUAUGUGUUUGACUUUGUCAGGGGCUCCGAUGUACGGAUCAAGACCAUCGGCUAUGAAGAUGCUGUACUCUACUGGAAAAUGUUAUUCUCUUCGAGGGAAUCCUUAGCCGAUGCUCUGACCAUGUUGAACCAUUGGUACACAUUCAUAGAGACCAACAAGCGCAAUAUUUCCAAGGAUGCAUGGAACAUGUUCUACAAGUUUGUCAUCCAAGUAAUCGUUGCCGAUCCUGUCAAUUUGACGGGUUACGAUGAGAUGAGUGCAUGGCCAAGUGUAGUGGACGAAUUCAUGGAAUGGCUACAGGACAACGAAAUCCUACCGCCUCAAUAA